This is a messenger RNA of Falco peregrinus (peregrine falcon), 4963 nucleotides long. RefSeq names its product tripartite motif containing 25 (gene TRIM25). Lineage: Eukaryota; Metazoa; Chordata; Aves; Falconiformes; Falconidae. The transcript is spliced from 9 exons. The coding region runs from base 40 to 1956 and encodes 638 amino acids. Gene Ontology annotation, molecular function: protein binding. The record is from RefSeq and is a predicted model, not a curated record.
GCUUUCGUUUCAGGCGCCGCGGGGCCGGGCAGCCGCGCCAUGGCCCGCUCGCCGCCGGAGCCGGGCCUGGCGGUGCUGGAGGAGGAGCUGACCUGCUCCAUCUGCCUCAGCCUCUUCAGCAGCCCCGUGACCGUGCCCUGCGGGCACAACUUCUGCGGCUCCUGCCUGGAGAGCGCCUGGGCCGGGCCGGCGGCGGACUUCAGCUGCCCGCAGUGCCGCGCCACCUUCGCGGGCCGCCCGCAGCUGCAGAAGAACACGGUGCUGUGCCGGGUGGUGGAGCAGCUCCGGGGCUGCGCGGGGGCCGGGGAGCGGGAUGGGGAGGGGGAGCGGGAGGGGGAGGCGGGGAGCGCGGCCGGGGACGCCCCCGGGGACCUCCCGGUCCGCUGCGACAGCUGCCUGCGGGCGCCGGCGGCGCGGACCUGCCUGACCUGCACCGCCUCCUUCUGCGCCGAGCACCUGCGGCCGCACCAGGACAGCCCGGCCUUCCGCGACCACCAGCUCUGCGCCCCCCUGCGCGACCUCCAGCGGCGCAAGUGCCCGCAGCACAACAAGCUCCUCGAGUUCUUCUGCCGGCAGCACGGCUGCUGCAUCUGCUCCCUCUGCCUCCUCGGGCACAAGCUGUGCGACACCAGCCCCCUGCAGCUGGCCAAAGCCAACGCCGAGUCAGCGCUGAAGAAGAGACUUGUGGAGCUGCAUAAUCAGUGUGAAAAAGCUGCUCAGGCAAUGAAGGCUGUGAAAAUACAUCAAAGCCAAACUAUUGAGACAGCUUCCAGAAAGAUCAAUUUGAUCAGAAAUGAGUUUUCAGAAAUUAAAGCUUUAAUUGAAGAAAGAGAAAAUCAGAUUUUGAAAGUAAUUGCAGAUGAAGAAAAAAGAGUUUGGAAAAAGUUUGAUUAUAUUUAUGGUGUUCUGGGAAAUAAGAAGAAUGACAUUCAGUCUCUGAGAGAUCAGAUUGAGGUGGCACUGACUGAACAGGAUGACGUUCUGUUUUUGAAGAAAGCAGCAGCACUGCAACGAACACCAACAAAAAACGCUUUCAUUCCUGAAGUUGAAAUGGACCAAAACCUGAUACAUUCCACUUGCCAGUCUGCCAUUAACCUUAAAGACACUGUGAAACUUGCAGUGACUCAGUGUAGGGAGGAAAGAGUGGAAGCAAAACUAACACCUAGGAAAACCAAAGCCCCUCCACUAGCUUCUCCAAACAGAACCUUUGUUGGAAGACAGACACUGGGACCAUAUCAUGCCUCCAAAGAGAAGAACUUUCCCCAGACUCCAGCCGCUUCACAGGUCGAGGCAGAUACCAAGGAGAAAAAGAAACCUGGUAAAAUUGCACCAGACGUGGGAACACCGAAUGCUGCAGCUGCCGUUUCAACCAAGGAGCUUAUUGACAGCUUUCUGAAGAAAUCCAGAGAGGAGCUUUUGCAGUAUGCUGUUAACGUCAUGCUGGAUUGCAACACAGCUCAUAACAAAGUGAUUCUGUCUGACGGAUACACCAGGAUGUCUGUCUCAGACACCUCCCUGAAUUAUAAUAACAGCCCUCAGCGCUUCACCGAUUGUUUCCAAGUUCUGGGGUUGCAGUGCUUCAAGAAGGGCAUCCACUACUGGGAAGUGGAACUGCAACAGAGUAACUUCUGUGGCAUUGGCAUCUGCUACGGCAGCAUGGACCGGCAGGGGCCCGAGAGUCGCCUGGGGAGGAACAGCAGCUCUUGGUGUAUUGAGUGGUUUAAUUCCAAAAUAUCAUCCUGGCAUAAUGAUGUUGAGAAGUGUUUGCCUGCUGUGCACGCUACCAAGAUCGGUGUGCUGCUCCACUGUGAGGGAGGGUUUGUGAUUUUCAUGGCUGUUGGAAAGAAGCACAACUUGAUCUACAAAUUCAAAGCUGAGUUCACUGAAGCCCUGUACCCUGCCUUCUGGUUAUUUUCCAGUGGCACUGUUCUCUCUCUAUGCCAAAUGAAACAGUAAGGACUGUCCUUAUUUAUUUCACCUAAGUGCUUACAUGCAGGUAAUCAGUCCUGCAGCAACUCUUUGUAUGUUUUAGUCUAAGAAGUCUCGAAGAUUGUUCGAGACUAAAAUUAUUAGCUCUUUUAAGCAGCUUGGGAAAUCUGCUGGUUCUUUGGUCUGAAUCGCUAAAGCCUUUAGAUAUAGUGAUUCAGUAAAAUGUUGAUGAUAGUAAAAACUAUAAUGAAAGGUUUAGCAAAGACUUUGAUUGUCCUUCUGAAAGCAAAGUUACGAUACAAACUGUUAAACGUCUUCAGUGCCUUCUGUGGCUUGCUGUAAAGAAUCUCCAGAAUUAAUUUUCAGGUCUAGAUGUGUUUCACAGGUAGCAGUAACCCCUUUAGCAAGGAAUUCUUCCUUGCUAAAUUCAGGUUCCAGGCUUUGUGGUAGGUCUCAGUGUUGCCUUUUUCUCUGUACGCAGACUGUUCAUAGUCAGGAUCUGCAAUGUACACGUUGCCAGUGUACGACUCCAUGAGAUGGUACAGAGUGAACUAUUAAAAUCACUAAGUUCAGGUUUUAUGAUGCUAAGUUAUAAAAGCUAGUAUGUCAAAUCUGAUCAGAAUGGAAAUGCAGAGACUUCUAGAGUUGAUGGAUAAGAAAUGGUGUCAGAAUCACCAGGAAAUAUAUGGCAUUGACUCAGAGACUGGGAGUACGCCAGUCUUCAGGAAGACAGCCUGCAAAGCAGUAGUGUGCUCCCUGUAAUACAGUUUGUGGGAUGAAGCAUUCUGUCUCAUGUUGUGACCCAGAACCUGCUUCACAUCUUCACACCGAAGGCUCUUUGUGUGCUGAGUUCAGGGAGUGCUUUUUUUGGCUUGUGUAGGGAGCAUAAAGGUGCUGUUUGCUUAAAGCAGGGUCUCCUGUUGUAAAGCUUUUCCUCUUUGGGAGGCAGGAUAUUCUCUGUUGGUGCAUCUGUAGUAGUUUGGGUGGCAGACACUGGAUUUCCUACGUGUUCCUGGCACUCUGAUUUGAGGAGUCUCAAGACAGUAUGCACAGUGCCUAGAAAAUGCUGUUUCAUCUCUGUUCGAAGCCUGUAGGCAGAGAGCUGAAUCUCUCGAAACAUACAGGGAAUUAGCACAAAGGAGAGUAUAUGUCCAUUCCCACGAGGAUGUAUUUUUAAUUCUCCUGGUGUCCUUUUCUUUGGGUUGUGGUGUCUUCAGAAGUCCUCGCUCUGUACAGGGGGAUCUGUAUUUUUGCAUUUCUUACAACUUUAAAACAACCAGUAGGGAAUCAAGGUAUUUGGAUCUCAUAGUAACUGGGCCUGUAACUUGUUAAUGCCUCUGGAAUCACUGUGCUAGCUCUGAUUUCUUGUAGGAGCCCAUGAAGAACAGGGGAGCUCGCUUGAGAGACUUCCUGGGCUUUGAUUUGCAAAACUCCCCCUUACGGGACUGGGUGACAUAAACCAGCGGCUGCUGGCAGUGUGGAAGGGAGUUGUCGGAAGGCUCAGAAGAACCUCUGGGACAACAUUUCACAUUCGCCAAAGUGCUUUAGAGGGAGACUUGCAGGAAUUCAGGCUUGGCAUCUCUGUUUUUACUUGGUUUGUAAACUCUUAGUACUUUGUGUAAGUCUAGUAAGAGGCUUCCAGUUCCUUGGGCAGAACAGGAUACGGAAUUGGUGGUGGACCUCAGCGUGCCAGGGCUGUCCUGUCUCAAGGGUCUCAGCAUCCCAAAGCACAGCCAGCACUAAAACUACCAAACUAAGCAGAAGACUCCAGAAGGUGCAGGAAGGAGGAUGUGUCCUGCUAGGAGCAACAAUGAACACAAGGCUUUUCCUCCUGCACCUCCAGUUUUUCAGCAGCGAGGGACAAGAGCAGUUUCCUCUGGGAAAUCCUGGCCCUUUAGCCGCUUGGCUGUGCCGCAGGGCUGCAGAUCCCCUUGGCAGGGUGCAGAAGGAGUAGCUGCCCCCUUGUUCACGGGGGGGAAAAAAGUGCUCUGGCAGUUUGUGCAGUGGAGAAAGUCCACAUUUCCUAUUGCUUGCUUCUUGACUUUCAGGCGGGAUUAAUACCAACCUCUAAGACUAUGGGCUUCUUUAGCUACAGUCUGGAGUGAUACUCAAGCAGAGUAAAGGAGAGGGGUUUUAUUCUGCCACACUGGACAAGGUGGGAUGCUUUACCUGUGACACUGGUGUAUGACCAACACUGUAAAACAUUUAAGGUGUGUGGGAUUACCACAGGCAGUGAUACAAGCCUGCUGCUGUAUUCCUGGUUCUCUUUUUUGUUUGUUUUGUGCUAUGAACGACUAGAAAUGCUAGAAUGAGGUUCUUUUAAAUUGGAAUUCAAUGAGAAACGCGUAACUGAAUUACGCUCCUGAAAACUGUUAUUUUCAUUAGCUUCAGAUAUCUUUGGAUAUAUUGAAACAUCAGGGUGACAAAACAUUAGAAAAAAAAAAUACCAGUUACAGCACGACAAAUAAUGGUGCAAAAGCCUUUUCAACACAACUGAAGUGUUUUACUCAGCCAGUAACUAGCAAAGCUGUACUGGUUUUAAACAAAAUGUAGAUACGAGCAUGUGUUUUAAUUAUACUUAUUUUUUUUAACAGUAUGAAGUAUCCAACUUAUCCAGUCUAGAAAAAGAACCAAUUCUGGUGUUAAUAAAACCAUGAAGAUGUGGAAUGAUUUGCAUAUUAAUGAACAACUGAGAAUAAACAGAGAAACGUUUUCCCACUGAAAAUACACUAUCUGUUUAAAUUUAAUCUUUUCUUCAAUAAAACCCAUCAGUAAAAUACUGCAGUUAGAAAAAUAAAUGCUUAUGUAAUAAUAAACCUGUUGAUGGUUCUGCUAUAUCAGCCAUGUACUUCAUGGUAUUUCAUAUAUAUUUAUCAGCUAGACAUCCUUGUCAGGGCAGUAGACGUAGAUUUUACGCCAUCUGUUUUAUGUGUGUGCUUGUACCUGUUCUAGAAGUUGACUGUUGAUCUUUUCAGCUAGAAAGUGAAUGAACGAUGACGUUCUGAAUUCAAUAAAUAUUCAUGGUAAACCCUAA